CAUACUAAACGGCGAGAAAAGAACAAUACCCUACCAAUGGAAAGGCCAAUCGCGAGCCUCGACGUAAGAGGGGAGGCCUUUGUUUUGAGAGAAAAGACCAAACGUAAUAAGCUAAAUUAAUGUGCUAUUUUGUCAACAGACUUAACUGUUAUCCUAGCGAGGCACGUGGGUGAUGAUUACCUUUGGCGUAUAAAUAGCCAGCGAAGUACUUUGCUUUGGUCAGACCAUCAACAAGUCAGAGUAGCUACACCUUCCGCACGAUGCAUCAUCAUCAAAAAAUACCAGCGACUGAUUCCAUGAAAGAUGAUAAAAGGAAAGAGAAGUUAUCUCGAUCGUUUUACGUCGACUCUCUGAUUUUAACAAAACCGUCGCCGGUGAUAACUUCAUCUCGGUCUCCAUUAGGUUUUACCCCAUCCGAGCCUAGGACUGUUCACUGUUUCCAAACACACACUGAUCUAAUGGGCAGUUGCCCGCUCUGUGUGAGAAAUUCUACGACUUGUGGUCGUGUUUCUCUUCCUACUGCGACGGAUACAGCGUUUAAAUCAACGGUAACAGCUCCGAUAGUUUCGCAUCCGUAUCACCACCAACUCAGCCCGUUUCUGGAUCGAUGCGGGGCACAUCAUAUUCACCCUAGUAUUUUGCACUCUACCUCGCACCAUUUCACACCCAGAUCGUCUGGACCAGCUACUCAAUUGCCAUGUUCUCCCCAGGUGGAUCCUCGUGCUAUUCAUUAUGUUCCGACAAAGCGGCACGCGGAGGCAGACGAUGAUAAUUCAAGUAGUAAGCGAAUAAGGACGGCGUUCACCAGUACACAAUUGAUCGAGCUCGAGCGCGAAUUCUCAGCGAAUAUGUACCUUUCAAGACUACGUAGAAUCGAGAUUGCAACCUACCUGAACCUGUCCGAGAAACAAGUCAAGAUAUGGUUCCAAAAUCGCAGAGUAAAACAGAAGAAAGAGGGUAGCGAAGAAUCACACGACUGCCGUUGUCAUAGACUCGCGUCUCGUACCAAUAGGCAUCCGUCUGCUACCUCUGCGCAUGUGCAUACCCACGAGUCUGAUAGUAGUGAAGGUACGACUGGAGACAUUUCCGAAACAACGUAAAACGUUUUGCAGUUGAUAUUUCAAAAGUAAUGCUGCAGUUAUUAAAAUUAUUUAAUUUUUGAAAGACAAUUUGGGGGCAAUUUCUUCUUUUUUUUUUAAUCUAAAAAUGAAUUCCGGGUUUAAUGGCCGAUUUCCACCUCACCGAAACAAAACAGCUGUACAUUUCUUAAUUAUCUUAUAAUAUCUUGUGUUAUAUAUAUCAGAAAUAAAUCACUUUUUUGUUCAUUUGUUAAUAUACUUGUCGACUUCGAUCCAGUUGGGGAUCAUUUCUCUUAUUUAUUGAUUCAGAAACAAAAGUGCAGUUUCAUUGCAUUCCAUUGAUAUUUAUUAUGCAAAAUAUCCAAUUUGUAUCUACUUUUUACACUCCAUAAUUUAUUUUAAAAAAAAAAAUGUUAAGAUUUACAUGUAAGAUUUGUACUAUAGAUUAAAAUCUUUCUCAAUAAAAUAAAGUCAUGUACUUUGAAAUUGGACAAACGUGUACUUUGUAG
Molecule: messenger RNA, 1588 nt
Organism: Anneissia japonica
Lineage: Eukaryota; Metazoa; Echinodermata; Crinoidea; Comatulida; Comatulidae
Product: GS homeobox 1-like
Exons: 2
Coding region: 261-1100 (279 amino acids)
Biological process (GO): regulation of DNA-templated transcription
Cellular component (GO): nucleus
Molecular function (GO): DNA-binding transcription factor activity, RNA polymerase II-specific; sequence-specific double-stranded DNA binding
Source: RefSeq, a predicted model, not a curated record